This is a messenger RNA of Funneliformis caledonium, 180 nucleotides long. The record is from the annotation of a GenBank genome assembly. NCBI's taxonomy places the organism in Eukaryota, Fungi, Glomeromycota, Glomeromycetes, Glomerales, Glomeraceae.
AUGGUAUUGUAUAAUCAUGCUUGGCAUGUAUAUACAAUACGUCAUGUUCUAGUUACUCCAUUGUAUAGUUCGGACGCUACGCAAAGUAAAAGUCAAAGUGCAAUGAGCGAGUCUUCAAUUUUAACUUUUUUUGUAGAUUCCGGAGAUCUUCAAUUCUUUAGUAGGAUGCAAAUUCCAUAG